UUUAUCAUCUACUUCAUGGGAGGUAAAUUGGUUGCAUUUCUCUUUGAAGAAGAUUUUGAGCAAAGGCUUUAGGGAACAAUAACAUUUUAAUUUUUUUUUCGAUUUCUGUUAAUGGUUUCUUAAUUGGCAAUACCAUUUUUACAACAUUGUGGUCUCUACCAAUGGGAAGUUAUCCUUGGAGGUUGACCGGCCUUGGCUGAGGGUCCAGCUUUCCCACCAGGCCAUGCUGGAGUGCUGCUACCGGGCUGACUCUGCCUCCCUUCGAACUACAUGGCUAAAACAUGGCCAGCCCGACAAUGGCACUGCCGUUCCCAUUCUGGUCCCUGUGUCUGACCGGGUGAGCGUGGGCGAGAGGAUGCACGCAGGGGUCACUUGUGGGACCCUGACCUUUAGUGAGGUGCAGUUGGCCGACUCGGGCCUGUACCAAUGCUGGUUCAACAACACUGAGGUCUUCACACCUGGUACCUAUCUGCAGGUCUACAAGCCGCUGGAGAAGACAAUAAACCUAAGCGAAAAGACAAAAGAUGGCAUCCUGGUGGCUGAAGGAAUCUUACUCUUUCUGUGUGUGCUGGUGCCUUCGGCCAUGCUCCUCUGCAAGUCAAAGAAACUCCAUGCACUGCAGCAGAACAAGGCAAAGAGGGAAGAGGAGAACAUCUAUCAGGGCCUCGAUCUGGACGACUGUGACAAGGCAGCUAGCCUCUACCAUGAUUUGGUUGCCAAUAUACAAGAGGAAAUCCAGCUGGAGAACCCAUAAAUUGAACGGAAGAGAUGGAAUGGUGGGUGGAGAUGGGGAGGGUUUCAAGAACAGCCUUUGUCAAAGUGUAUAUGAUAUCUGCAUAUUUGUUUCAACAUGCAUAGCUUUUUAUCCAGCAACAUUGUGUUGAUUCUGCUUCUCUAGAUUCUGGUUUUAGAUUGACAUUUUUUCCAAUCUUGAGAACAUAACCAUAUUUCAAAAUGCUUAUUAUUAAAAGUGAAAAGGAUUUUUAAACUGUCAAAAAUUUAUUUACGAGAAAAUAUGAUCUGAGGAUUGAGCAAAUUGUUAUAAUUUGACAAUCAUGGUUUUGUGACUCAUAAAAGCGCCUGAAUCUUUUUGCUUUUAGAAUUUCACGGCAGGUGUUUAAUGGCUGCAUGAGGUGUACAUUGCUUGUUUUAGAGCAUCCU
Corythoichthys intestinalis (scribbled pipefish) is the source of this 1161-nucleotide messenger RNA. It is a transcript of the gene cd79a, whose product is annotated as CD79a molecule, immunoglobulin-associated alpha. Gene Ontology annotation, cellular component: B cell receptor complex; external side of plasma membrane. Gene Ontology annotation, biological process: B cell receptor signaling pathway; B cell differentiation. The transcript has 5 exons. Bases 224 to 754 code for a protein of 176 amino acids. NCBI's taxonomy places the organism in Eukaryota, Metazoa, Chordata, Actinopteri, Syngnathiformes, Syngnathidae. The record is from RefSeq and is a predicted model, not a curated record.